AUUUGGUCAGCUGUAUUCAUCAUUCCUUCAAUCUUCUGUAAUAAAAAAAAACAAGUAUAAAUAACAAAAACUGUAUACCAGUGUGUCCAGCUGAUUACCGACAUUAUUUUCUUGUUUUUAUCUGCAAACAGCUCAUACUGUUAUGAUUCUCCCACUUAAGAUUUGUUGAAUACCGUGCCGACUGCCGAGUAGUCAGCGCAGGCUUCAACAUUAUCAAACGUUUUUCGAUUUCAAAUAUCUACAUUCUACAUUAAAAUAGAAUAAAAAAAAUUUUCCUCUUUAGUGUUUAGCAGUAUUCAUUAAUCGCUCACUAUUCAUCGUUUUGAUAGUCGUGCAAUAAUAAAACGAUGAAAACUGUUUCAGAAAAUAAUCGAAUAAUUUCGGACAAGGUGUCCAACAAAAAAGGUACCAGAAAAUGCUUGAAAACGUUGCAACCGUCCGGCGGUGAUAAAGAAAAUUUGGUUGGGACUGGUAGAAUUCAUCAAAACAAUCCUGAUCCUAAAAUAUUGAAGCCACAAACUAAGACUGAAGUAGAAGUUAAAUCCAAUGAAAAAAAGUCUGUAGUUGCAAAAAUAAAUCCAUCCCUCUACAAAAAGUUAAUUAUUGAAGAUCUCACUAGCACUGCUGGUCCUAGUGAAAAAUACUGGGAAGUUAUUGCAGAAAGGCGCAGAAAGGCUUUGGAAGAAGCUCUUGAACAAAAUCGUAAAUUACAUAACAUGGUUAUGGCAUUGGAAGACGAAAAUGCAUCUUGUAAAAAAUUACUUGAGCAAACAACUGAUCUCGUUGACACAUUAAAGGAAGUACUCAAUGAAGAAGAUAAAUCAAUUGAUGAUGAUGUCGACGAUGACAAUUUGUCAAUCGACUCAAAGCAACCAAACAGCAACAAUGAUUUUUCCUGCAGUGAAUCUGAAUAAAUUCUUUUUAUAUUUAACAAAUAAUUCAUUUUUACAUAUUAUUCAACUGAUUUUUUUUGUUCCUACCAAGUAAUAAUUAAUUUUGAAUGAAACUUAAUCAUAUCCAUUUUUGAAUGAACAUUUUUUAUGAUAAUAUAUAUUAAACUGAAAAUAAUUAUGAUUUAGUUAUUUUAUAAAUCUAAACUAAAUUGGUUUACAAUAUAUUAUAUACAUUUAGAAGCAAUAAACUAAUUUUAAAGUUAAUAAAAAAACUUAGUUUGUCUUUUUUA
Messenger RNA from Rhopalosiphum padi (bird cherry-oat aphid), 1183 nucleotides. Its product is annotated as geminin-like. Lineage: Eukaryota; Metazoa; Arthropoda; Insecta; Hemiptera; Aphididae. Gene Ontology annotation, cellular component: nucleus. Bases 348 to 914 code for a protein of 188 amino acids. The transcript has 5 exons. The record is from RefSeq and is a predicted model, not a curated record. Gene Ontology annotation, biological process: negative regulation of cell cycle; negative regulation of DNA replication.